AUGGAGGGACUUGAAAAAGCAGGCGAUCACAAAACGAUCGAACAUGUCAAGUCAGAUACUCUCGCCGAAAUCGAUCGCUCCGCCGAGAAGCGUCUCCUCUGGAAGCUCGAUAUCCAUGUCGUUCCUAUCCUUAUGUUCCUCUUUCUCCUCGCUUUCCUCGACCGAAUCAAUAUCGGCAAUGCUCGACUGCAGGGUCUCGAGAAGGACUUGAACAUGAAGAAUCAUGACUAUAACCUUGCGUUGUUCAUUUUCUUUAUCCCGUAUAUUCUCCUCGAGGUUCCGAGUAACUUGUUGUUGAAGAAGAUUGCGCCGUCGUGGUGGAUUAGCGGGAUUAUGUUUGUAUGGGGUAUCAUUACCAUCUGCCAGGGACUCACUCAGAGUUUUCGAGGACUGGUUGCGUGUCGGUUCCUGCUGGGGGUUUUCGAAGCUGGAUUUAUGCCGGGAUGCAUCUAUAUCAUUGCGAUGUACUAUAAGCGCCAUGAGCUGCAGUGGCGCUUGAAUGUGUUCUUCAGUGCCAGCAUUCUAGCUGGCGCAGUUAGCGGAUUCCUGGCUUACGCCAUUGCGAAGAUGGACGGAGUCGCAGGAUAUAGCGGAUGGCGCUGGAUCUUCAUCAUUGAAGGCCUUGUCACUGUGGUCACUGCCGUCAUCUCCAAAUUCCUCAUUGUGGACUGGCCCGAGAAAUCACGUUUCUUGACCGAUCAAGAGCGUGCACUGCUGCUUACUCGGCUCGAGGGAGAUCGAGGAGAAGCCCGUAUGGACCGACUAGAUCGUGCAGCCAGGGGACGAGUUGUCCGCGAUAUCAAGAUCUACCUUGGUCCGCUGAUGUAUUUCGGCAUUGUAAACACUGGAUAUGCCACUUCUUUCUUCACUCCGACCAUCCUGAAGCAAUUAGGCUGGACUUCGAUGCGCGCUCAGGUCAUGAGUAUUCCCAUCUAUCUCGUGGCAACCGUCAUUGCCCUGGUCACUGCCUUCGUCAGCGAUCGACUCCGCCACCGGUUUGCCUUUACGAUAUGCGGAUGUCUCAUUGCAACAGUCGGCUACGCGAUCCUCAUCUGUCAGCAAUCAGUCCCCGUCGGAGCCCGGUACUUCGCCCUGUAUGCGAUUACUGGAGGCGGCUACAUGACACAGCCAAUCUUAAUGGGCUGGCUCAGUAACAACAUGGCUGGUCACUAUAAACAAUCGAUUGCCUCGGCGAUGCAGAUCGGUUUCGGAAAUUGUGGUGGCUUGGUGGCUAGUAACAUCUUCUUUGACUCGGAGGCCCCGACGUAUCACACCGGGUUUGGCGUGAGUCUGGGGAUGGUUUGGAUCUGUGGAUUUGCCUGUACAUUCUUCUUUGCUUGGCUUGUGCGAGAGAAUCGUCUGAGAGAUGCCGGGAAGAGAAAUCACCGGUAUGAGUGGUCUCAGGAGGAGCUGAGCAAUCUGGGCGAUGAUCAUCCGAGUUUCAGAUUCACGUACUAG
Molecule: messenger RNA, 1458 nt
Organism: Penicillium daleae
Lineage: Eukaryota; Fungi; Ascomycota; Eurotiomycetes; Eurotiales; Aspergillaceae
Exons: 5
Coding region: 1-1458 (485 amino acids)
Biological process (GO): transmembrane transport
Cellular component (GO): membrane
Molecular function (GO): transmembrane transporter activity
Source: RefSeq, a predicted model, not a curated record